Miscanthus lutarioriparius is the source of this 777-nucleotide messenger RNA. Lineage: Eukaryota; Viridiplantae; Streptophyta; Magnoliopsida; Poales; Poaceae. The record is from the annotation of a GenBank genome assembly.
AUGGGGACUCUGCAGGUUCCCCAGCAAGCCGCAGUUCUUUUGGCUGCGCUCUUGGCCGUCAGCUUCGGCGCCAUGGCUUGGAAGAAGACAGAGGCGGCAGCGCCGCCGCCGCCGGUCGUGGUUGGCUGCAUCAAGUGCUUGGACUGCUCCCCCAACGAUGUCAAUGCCUUCAAAGACCUGCAGGUAGCGAUCAAGUGCAAAUCCGGCGCCGACGAGACGUACGAGACGAAGGCGCUUGGCCCCCUCGACGACACCGGCGUCUUCCGUAUCCCACUCGCCGCGGAGAUCCUGCGCGACGACGGGAGCAUGGACCGUGACUGCUUCGCGCAGCUCCACAGCUCGCUGGGCACGCCGUGCGUCGGUCAGGCGCCGCCCAGGAUCGCGCCCACCACCAGCCAAUUAGACGGCGGCGACAGCAGCACCACCUACCUCGCGGCCGCGACCGACGACACGGUGUUCGCCCCCGUCGCGUGCGCCUGCGGCAAAAAGAAGAAGCACUACAUGUUCGGCCCGCCGCCGCCGCCGCCGAGGCCGACGCCGACGCCAACCCCGAACCCCCCGACGCCGACGUACGGGCCCCCGACGCCGACACCCACGCCCGUGCCGGAGCCCAGGCCUCCGGCGCCCGAGGAGCCCGAGCCGUUCUUCAAGAAGAAGCCCAAGAUGAAGUUCAUGCACAAGAAGAAGCCGUGCCCGCCGCUCGUCGACGACGACGACACGACCCGGCCUGCUGCGGCAGGCGGGCAGGAGAAGAAGCUCCCCAAGAAAUUGAACUAG